This is a messenger RNA of Acanthamoeba castellanii str. Neff, 4770 nucleotides long. RefSeq names its product FGGAP repeat domain containing protein. Lineage: Eukaryota; Discosea; Longamoebia; Acanthamoebidae. The transcript is spliced from 17 exons. Gene Ontology annotation, molecular function: carbohydrate binding. Bases 1 to 4770 code for a protein of 1589 amino acids. The record is from RefSeq and is a predicted model, not a curated record.
AUGAUGCUGAUGACGAUGUUACCUCAAGCGGCGGCCGACGACUACACCGUCACCAUCACCAAGGUGCAGCUUACCUAUUGGUGUCAACACUUGGACUGGAAUGAUGGGGAAGAAGAGUGGGCGUGGAACGUCAUCGUCGACGGAAAGAGCAUGUGCGUGACGGGCAACAGCGACAACAACCUGCCGUGGGAGCAAGCGCUCCAGUGGGAGGCCGACUUCACGACUCAGAGCUCGCAGCUGACGAUCAAGAUCGACGCCUGGGAGAAAGACGCUGACGGCGCGAUUUGCUCCUGGGCCCACGGCGACGAUCCGUCGCAGCGCGUGCAGGACGAGUUCACCUUCCCCGCGAUGAGCACGGGCCAAACACAGACCUGGUCCAGGACCAUGACCUUCCAAAACAGGGACAGCAUGCCGUGGGAUGGGUACUGCAGCACCACGAUCGAAGGCAGAGUGACCAAGAUCGCAUCCAGCACUGUGUCGGAGGCAGCGCCGCGGAUCAUGGGAACCCAGGUCACCCUGGUCAACAACGUGCCGAAGCUGCGCAUCACCGGCAGGGACCUCCACCCGGACCCGCAGGAGCUGCCUGUGGUGCAGAUCACCGGUGGUGGUGGUGAUGGUGGUGGCAGCACUGCGUGCAUCGCCAACUCUAUCCAAGCCUCCGCGGUGGAGAUCACAUGUAACCUGGUCAAGCCCGAGUCGGCCAUGGUGAGCUCUCUCGACCUGCAGGUGCAGGUGGAGACCCGGUUCGGCCUGUCGCGCACGGCCCCUACGAGCUUCGCAAAGUGCGGGCAGGAGUGCCUGCAUGGCGGCGCCUGCUGGUGGUCGAAGGACAUCUCCAACGUCGAGUGCGUGUGCCCCGAGCUCGCUUACGGAGAGUGGUGCGAAAACGAGUAUGGUGACGAGGAGCCGAUUCUGCGGUCCACGGCGCCGCUGGGAGGUGACCACACGCGCGAGACGGAAACGGUGAUCGCCCUCGUGGGCCUUGUGAUCCCCCGGGCCAACUUGUCCAUGAUGGCCAAAUGCGUGAUCUCGCACGCCACCACUGUCGAGACGGGAAACAUGAAUCGAGAUACCGACGUAUGGGAGGGUAAGGUGACGCCCUAUGACGGCCGAUUUGUGGCCCAGUCGGACUCGCUCACCAUCUCUGGCCUGUGCAUCAUGCCCGCCCACCACCUGGCGGACUACGUGCGUGCCAAUGGAACCAAGAUCAUCGGGUCGCAACUCACGGUGGCCGUCUGGUGGAAGUCCAACCCUGGUGCUGGGAACCGGUCAAUUGAGUCCAAGGUCAAGGGCACCUUCGCGCUUUACGGGCCGCUCGACAUGGCGAGCUCGAUCGUGAAGGCCGUGGGCAACGAAGCCGACGGGGGCGAGAUGCGGGUGCUGCGCGAGCAGAGCGCGCGCGUGAGCCUGUGCGACGCGGACGGGAACAACCGGGUGGGCGGCGAGGACGCCGACCUGUUCUUCCUCGACUUUUUCGCAGGCCCUUCGCGCCAGCCCCAGGUGGGGGUGAACGGAGGCGUGGCCAAGCAGUUCAGAUUCUCGGCGUGCCGAGCAAAGAGCGAGCGCGACCCGACAUGCGCCUAUUACGAGUUGCCCGUGUCGUUCGACUUUGCCGGCACCUACCUGGCCCACGUGGUGGCCUUUGACGGCGCGGCCACCCAGCUCGUGCAGCUCACCCAAACGGGGCUGGCGUUCGAGGUCAAGGGCCUGGGCGACAUGACGCUGCCGGUGCGGUCCAUGUUGCCGUCGAGCAUCUCGUGGGCCGAGAGUCUGCGCGAUCGCGAUACUGCGCUUCCUCUCUUCGACAAGAACCUCGCCCAAACGGUGUCGCCCAACACGGGAGCGGCGGACAGGUUGGGCGUGCUCGAGGCCCUGUUCGAGCGCAUCGAGGGCCGGUGGUUCAGCCAGCGGCAGACGGUGAGCGUGGCCUUCGAGAGCGGGCCGUCGGAGGUGUCCAUGGGCUCGGUGCACAUGGUGCACGCCCAGGGCAUCAGCGACCCCUACUUUUGCGACUCCCACACCGACGAGCUCAAAGCCGGAGUGAUGACAAGGUCGAUAAAGUCGUGGGACAGGGUGGGCAACGUGCCGCGCAAGUUCGCCCUGUCGAGCGUGGGCGUGGGCGAGACCGAGUGCGUGAGCUCGGUGACGGUCAACGUGGUGCUGGUGCACAGCGCGCCCAACGACGUCCGCAUCACGCUCACGCGUGAGGGCAAGCAGAGCGCGCUGCCUCGCGCCACCAACAUGCGCACCACCGUCCUCCUCAAGGACUUUGGCAGCGCCACCACGCCACAGCAAUUCACAGUGAGCACGGUGCCCGACCUGGGCUCGCUGGCGGGCCGGCCCGUGCGGGCCGACUGGCAUCUCAACGUGGAACACAGGGAUAACGCAACGGGGACGGGUUUCGUGCGCGACUGGUGGCUCGACUUUACCUCGGACAACUGCCUCCAUUUCCAAGGGGCGGAGGCCAUCUGCGGCUUCGGCCAAGGGCAGCUGUACGCGCGUGCCGCCGCCGACGACGACACUGUGUUCCUCGAAUGCCCCGUCGGCAGCAUCAUCUCGGAGAUCGUGUGGGCGCGCUACGGCCGCAUCGAGGGCUCGUGCGAGGAUGUCGCCACAAUGAAGCCGCUCACGGUGCACGACGCGUGCGAGGCCUCGGCGGCCACGGUCAAGAAGCGCGUGGCGAGCGCGUGCGUGGGCCAUACGUCGUGUGCGGUGCGCGCCGUUGACACGCUCUAUGGCGAGACCGAGGGCGAGCCGUUCCUGUGCGCCGACGAGCAGGUCGAGUGCCGCGAGGACCGGUCGCUGCGGGCCGAGCGGUCGACGCGACGGCAGGCGCUGUACGAGUCGCGCGAGCACCACGCGCAGGCACACAUGGCGCCGGUGACCUAUGGCGGCACGGAGGACCACUACUUGAAGUCGACCAUGGUGCGCCACCACACGGAGCCCUUCUUCCGCCCGCGCCUCGACAACAACGGGAGCGUGGUGGUGGUGGCGCGCGACCUGAGCAUGGAGUGCAGCUCGGAGCCGCGGGUGAAGAAGGCACUCAUGGUGCAGGCCCGGUGCAAAGAUGCCAACGCGGCGUUCAAGCACACGGACACGCCGGCCGUGGGCAAGAAGAUGGUGAUGGCGAGCGCGAGCGCCGACUUGGACAACGACUGGAAGGACGAGGUGGUGACCCUGUUCGGAUACGAGGGCGGCGCGCUGCACGCCUCCUUCACGUGGGUGGGCUCCAACAGCGAGCCCACGACGGUGGUGGUGCGCGAUCUGGCCGUGGGCGGGAGCGCGGUGGUGCUGGGCGAGGGCGGGCACAUCGAGAUGGCGACGGGCGACUUUGACAACGACGGCUACCCCGAGCUGGCCUUUGGCUUCCUCGACGCCAACACCGGCGCACUGCACGUGUUCAUGUGGGAUCUGCGCAUGGAGUCAGUCGAGGUGUGGGGCAGCGGCGUGGCCAAGACCAGCAUGCAGGACCUGCUGCCAUGCCUGGGGUGCUUUGCGGAGAGCGAGAAGCUGCGGAGCCUGUUCGCCACGGCGGUCGAGGUGCCGGUGCCGUUCCAGAGAUACCCGAUCAUGCUCUAUGGCUCGGCGGCGACGGCGGCCGGCGUGGAGAGCGGGAGCCGGCUGGACGCGGCCGGGUUCUCCUACUCGCUGGCCGCAGCCAAGGUCAACGCUAUGCCCUCCAUGCUGGCAGUGGCAUGGAUCGUCGAUCGGAGCACGGUCUCGUGGGCGCUCUUCCGGCAGACGUCGCAGUCGUCGGCGGCCAUGGUGUCGGAGGUGCCGCACUCGCUGGUCUCGCUGCGGCAGCCGCACGCCGUGGCGGUCAACCUGGGCAACUACGAGGGCUCGGGCCUGGCCGAGCUGGCGCUGGGCAUCGUCGACGACAACGAGGUCACGCUCUACCUCUACGCCAUCGACCAGCUCACGGUGGCCUUGCCCAUGACGCUCCAGAAGACGCUGCUCAUCGCCGAGGCACCCUGCGGCGGCGGCGCGCUGCGCGUGUUCAUAUGGGACCUGCGCAUGGAGUCGACGGCCGUGUGGGGCAGCGGCGUGGCCAAGGCCAGCCUGCAGGACCUGCAGCCAUGCCUGGGGUGCUUUGCGGAGAGCGAGAAGCUGCGGAGCCUGUUCGCCACGGCGGUCGAGGUGGCGGUGCCGGGGAGCCCGAGAUACCCGAUCAUGCUCACGGGCGCGGCGGCGACGACGGCGGGUGUGGAGAGCGGGAGCCGGCUGGACGCGGCCGGGUUCGGCUACUCGCUGGCCGCAGCCAAGGUCAACUCUCUACCCUCCAUGCUGGCGGUGGCGUGGAUGGUCGAUCGGAGCACGGUCUCGUGGGCGCUCUUCCGCCAGACGUCGCAGUCGUCGGCGGCCAUGGUGUCGGACGAGCCGCACUCGCUGGUCUCGCUGCGGCAGCCGCACGCCGUGGCCGUCAACCUGGGCGACUACGAGGGCUCGGGCCUGGCCGAGCUGGCGCUGGGCAUCGUCGACGACAACGAGGUCACGCUCUACCUCUACGCCAUCGACCAGCUCACGGUGGCCUUGAACAUGACGCUCCAGAGGACGCUGCUCAUCGCCGAGGCGCCCUGGUGGGACACUGCCCAAUACAACUUGCGGAUGGUGUCGGGCGACAUGAACAACGACGGCGACGACGAGAUCGUGGUGGCGUUCACCAGCGCGACGGCGGGCAGCGGCAGCCAAGCCGAGGUGUUCCGCGUGGACAGCGCGACGUGCUUCCGGCUGGAGUGUCUCGACCUGCGGACCCACGGUCCCGCAUGA